This is a messenger RNA of Vanrija pseudolonga, 2762 nucleotides long. RefSeq names its product CWF19-like protein 2 (gene CWF19L2). NCBI's taxonomy places the organism in Eukaryota, Fungi, Basidiomycota, Tremellomycetes, Trichosporonales, Trichosporonaceae. The record is from RefSeq and is a predicted model, not a curated record. The coding region runs from base 1 to 2664 and encodes 887 amino acids. Gene Ontology annotation, biological process: mRNA splicing, via spliceosome. The transcript is spliced from 7 exons. Gene Ontology annotation, cellular component: post-mRNA release spliceosomal complex.
AUGGGUGACCAUUCUUCCUCUAGGAGGGACCGCUCACGCUCUCGUUCCCCCCGCCGCGACCGAGACCACUCCCACCGAGACCGAGAGAGGGAUAGGGAGCGCCGCGAUCGGGACAAGGAUCACCGUGAUCGUGAUCGAGACCGCGGCAGUGAGAAGGACCACGACCACCACAAGAGCCGCGAUCGUGACCGUGAUCAUGACCGUGAUCGUGACCGCUCCCACCGCUCAAGCCAUCGCUCGCGGUACUCGGACGAGGAGGAUGACUUCCGACGACCUCGCCGAAACGAGACUGAGGAGGAGCGGCGAGAGCGCAAGCGGGCCAAGAAGGAGAAGCGCCGCGACAAGGAUGAGCGGAGAGAGAAGCGCAAGGAGGGUGUCGCCGUUGUCGACGACGACGAGGCCGGCGACAUGUGGGUGGAGAAGGACGUCGAGACUGUGAGUGCCGUGGGUACUAUCCCGACUGCGGACUCACUCCCGCUCAAGUCUACGGCUGUUGCGCAUGGCGAACCCUCGCCUCCUCGACGUGCGACGGACGCUCGCCGUGAUUCAUGGAUGAUUGGCAAGGAGGACGAGGACGAGGCCGCGCCGUCUCGAUCCGCUGGAGGGGACGACUUCUUCGGCUCUCUGGGUACCACGCACAAGCGCAAGGACCCGAACGAUAAGAAGCCUGACCCUGCAAAGGUCGUUCACAGCAAGUACGAGCUCAACACACAGCUGCUCGAGGGCAAGACGGUGGACGAGUACAAGACUGAAGAGAAGAAGGUCGUGCCAGGUGGACCAGGCUACCAGUGGCGCAUGAUGAAGUUGCGCCGGCUGUACGAGCAGGCCGAGGAGCAAGGCCGUUCCGUCGAGGAGGUCGCGCUGGAGCGCUAUGGCUCGCUGGAUGACUUCAACGAGGCGCUCGAGGAGCGCCGUGUCCUCGACGAACGGGAGGCGAGGCGUCGUGGACGGGGACGGCAGGGGAACGACUCGGGCCCAAGCUCGGGGCAGCGCACGCCUGACAACCGCCGGUUCGUGUUCAACAACCCCUCGGACGACUCGCGCCCAGGUUCGAGGCAGGGCUUCCGCCGCCCUGGAGAGGACACGCGCGACGGUGGUGGCGCGCAUACCCCGACUGGUGCGGCGCGCGUGGACGCCCUCAAGCGCCAGGAGAGCGGCGGCGUGCCGCGCAUCGGUACACCUCUCAAGGGAGCGACGCCGAUUCCGAGCGUCUUCACGCCGCAAGCGCUCACGCGAGGCGCAUCGGGCGAGCCGGGAUCCUCGGCUGCAGGAGGCCAUCCGGAUGGCCGACCUGUCAUGACGAUCGAGCAGCUCAACCGCCUGCAGGCCAAGGUCCUGCGCGCCAAGUUGACGGACGACGCCGACGCCGAGGCGCUCGAGGAGCAGUAUGACCGCGAGCGCGAGCGUGCUGUCGAGGCUGGUGCAGGAUCGACCGCGACGGGUGGCCUCAUCCGCGAGGACGAGGACGGAAACCAGGUCCGCAUCGAGGUCCUGCCUACCCUUGAUGGCCAGGGAAGGCUAUACGACGUCGGGCACGGCAAGGAGGACGAGGCGCAGAAGCAGGGCAACAGGCGCAAGAAGGAGCCCAAGGUUUGUGUGCGUAAGUGCGGGACAUGGCUGACAAUGCAGUUUGAGUCCCGCGACAAGCAGGGCAACUUGUUGCGAUACAAUGCCGACGACGACGAUAUCACCCUCGGCGAGAUGGUGCGGCAGGAGCGCUUUGGUGGCGGUGCCGGCGACAUGAAGAACCUGGACGCCGAGCUGGCUGCACAGAUCUCGAGGGAUGGCCGAUUCCAGGACGACCAUGAUUACGCGGACGACAACGCCGAGAAGCUUGCGAGGAAGCGCAUGAAGACGGACGCGAUGAAGCGCGCGUUCGCAAUCAAUGACUUUGCUCGCACCAAGCGUGCUCUGGACAGCUGUCCAUUCUGCUACCAGGACGACAGGAACCCCCUGACUGCGAUCGUGGCGCUCAGCAAGAAGACGUAUCUGUGCUGCACGCUCACAGAGGAGCUGGUGCCCGGCCACUGCCUCAUCGUGCCUCUCCAGCACCACAUGAGCACGCUCGAGAUGGACGACGAGGAGUGGGAGGAGGUCAAGAACUUCCAGAAAUCCCUGAUGCGCAUGUUCGCGGCUGAGAACAAGGGUGUGGUCUUCUACGAGACCAUCCUGAGCUUCAGGCAGCAGCGACACACGGUGAUCGAAUGUGUCCCUCUGCCUGCUGACCAGUUUGCCGACGCGCCUGCCUACUUCCGCGAGUCGAUCCUGGCGUCCGAGAGCGAGUGGACGCAGCACAAGAAGCUGCUCGACUUCUCGACGCGCCCAGGCGGAUUCAGGCGCAUGCUCGUGCCCAACCUCCCCUACUUCAUGGUCAUGUGGGACUACAAGGGCGAGAAGGGCUACGGGCACGUUAUUGAAGGCAUGGAUGAUGCUGCGGGCCGCGGCGACGACGACGAGCUCGGCGGCAUGGACGAGGGCGAUAAGGGUGGUGGCAAGUUCCCUCCAUACUUCGCCGCUGAGAUCAUUGGCAACAUUCUCGACUUGGAGCCACGCAAGUGGCUCCGACCGCGCCGCCUCGACUACAGUAUGAACCCGGAGCGUGCACGCGGUCUGGGCACAAAGUUCCAGCCCUACAACUGGACCUUGCAGCUACAAGAUGCAUAGGCCUCGAGCCUGGUGGAUACAACGGCGGUUGUGCUGAGCUUGUGGCGGUGUGCCUGACGUGAACUUGGCCUUACGACACAAACAAGGUUGCUUCACAU